AUGGCGCAAGCAAGUGGAACUUAUAAUAAUCCCCUGAAGAAGUUCAAACUGGUCUUCCUUGGGGAGCAAAGUGUUGGCAAGACUUCUCUUAUUACACGUUUCAUGUACGACUCUUUCGACAAUAUGUACCAAGCAACCAUCGGUAUAGAUUUCCUAUCCAAAACAAUGUAUCUUGAGGAUCGAACUGUGCGGUUACAACUAUGGGAUACCGCGGGACAAGAGAGAUUUCGAAGUUUAAUCCCUUCAUACAUUCGCGAUUCGAGUGUAGCAGUGGUGGUUUAUGAUAUCUCAAAUCGAAAGUCUUUCCAAAACACAAGAAAAUGGGUGGAUGAUGUCCGGGGGGAACGAGGAAACGAUGUCAUUAUUGUGUUAGUCGGCAACAAGACAGAUUUGAACGACAAAAGAGAAGUCACAACAAGUGAGGGUGAAGAGGAGGCAAAGAAGAAUAACUUGAUGUUCAUUGAAACGAGUGCAAAACUCGGUCACAAUGUGAAGACUCUAUUCAGGAGGAUAGCUCAGGCUUUACCUGGAAUGGAAGGCGCGGAUAAUGCUGCAACAACGAACCAAAUGAUCGAUGUUAAUGUUAACCCAACUCCUACAAACCAAGAAGGAUGUGCGUGCUGA
This is a messenger RNA of Sclerotinia borealis F-4128, 624 nucleotides long. The record is from the annotation of a GenBank genome assembly. Lineage: Eukaryota; Fungi; Ascomycota; Leotiomycetes; Helotiales; Sclerotiniaceae.